AUGACUCAAAUAACCUUAUCUAUAUUCAAAAGUGAGAUUAGGUUUCUCUCUGACGGCGAAAACAAGAUCACAUUCCUCCUUUGUCACGACGGCGAUGAGAAGCCUCUCUGGAAAGAGAAUCCAGUGACGAGAGAAGCCUCUCUGGAACGAGAAUCCGCUGACAAGUUCAAGGUAUUGUCUUUCACGACAGCGACGAUACGCAUCUCUAAAAGAGAAUCCAUUGACGAGUUCAAGGUAUCGUCUCCCACGAAUGUUAACUCCUCUACCCGAUUCGCAACUUGUAACUGCCGUUGUGGAGCAGACCUUGCAAAGCAGCUAACAAACGCCCUUCUCAGUGUCCUUGAUAGCUGUGGAAGUGUCAGAAUCGCUCUCUCCUACAAAACCCCUGAAAAGAGUAAUUUUCAAGAGCUAGGAGAUAAACCAAAAGUCUCUAUUUGGAAUGGCCAAGAACCAAAUCCUUACAUGGGACAUUUAGCUUGGGGUGAUGCCUUUGUAGUGACAGCAGAUUCUGUUAGUCUCAUAAGCGAAGCCUGCAGCACCGGGAAACCAGUGUAUGUUAUUGGAGCCGAUUACUGUAAAUGGAAGAUUGCGGAUUUCCACAAGUCUCUGAGGGAACGAGGAGUCGUUCGCCCAUUUACAGGGUUAGAAGACAUGUCGGAAAGUUGGAGUUAUCCGCCAUUGAAUGACACAACAGAAGCAGCAAUGAGAAUACGGAGUGCAUUAGCUGCACGUGGAUGGAGUCUACGUUCUUGA
Messenger RNA from Eruca vesicaria subsp. sativa (arugula), 753 nucleotides. The record is from the annotation of a GenBank genome assembly. Lineage: Eukaryota; Viridiplantae; Streptophyta; Magnoliopsida; Brassicales; Brassicaceae.